Molecule: messenger RNA, 540 nt
Organism: Acomys russatus (golden spiny mouse)
Lineage: Eukaryota; Metazoa; Chordata; Mammalia; Rodentia; Muridae
Gene: Plac1
Product: placenta enriched 1
Exons: 1
Coding region: 1-540 (179 amino acids)
Source: RefSeq, a predicted model, not a curated record
AUGAAACUCUUCCAGCUCCUAGGAGGAAUGGUUUUCCUCACCUUCAUUUGUUCCAGCUACUCUGAGCAAAACCAAGUGAAUGUGCUGUGUUCGACCGAUUGGUUCAUGGUCACAGUUCACCCCUUCUUGCUGAAUAGUGAUGUGUAUGUUCACUUUUAUGAGGUCACCUUAGGUCUGGGAUGUCCUCCCAACCACGUUCACCCACACUUCUACGAGUUCACCUACCGCGUGACAGAAUGUGGCAUCCGCAUCAAGGCUAUCUCUCCAGACGUAGUUAUCUACAGCUCCGAGAUUCACUAUGCAUCCAAGACCUCAUCCUCUAGAUAUGUGAUCCCGGUGUCCUGUGCUGCCCCUCGUCGGUCCCCAUGGCUCACUAAGCCCUACCCUGUGCAAACAGCCAGUAACAACAUGGCGGCGACCCAGAAUGAUGACUCGUCCCAGAAGGAUGAGACGUGCUACUCAGUGUUCAGCUUGCCGGCGCCUACCCAACAAUCCAACUGCAGCUGUCCAUCUUAUGUCUUCCAUCAAGAGAGCAUGUAA